Phytophthora nicotianae INRA-310 is the source of this 1554-nucleotide messenger RNA. RefSeq lists its product as hypothetical. The coding region runs from base 102 to 1382 and encodes 426 amino acids. NCBI's taxonomy places the organism in Eukaryota, Oomycota, Peronosporomycetes, Peronosporales, Peronosporaceae. The record is from RefSeq and is a predicted model, not a curated record. The transcript has a single exon.
AUGGUACAGACCGGCGUGCGACAGCCAAAAUGUGUCCUUCCACCGGCCAUCAUCCGAGGAGCAUUUGCCGAAUUCCGAUCAGUUGACAAGCAUCGCUCGCCAUGACCGCACAGUCGCUGCGAACGUCCUUGGGCAGCAACGGCCACACCGUCGGUGACACUUGCAUUGAUCUGUACGCGGAGCGGGUCAUGAUCCCUCGAAUCUCGCUCUUCUCGCUGCUCACGGGGCUGUCCGUACUCGCGAUUCUCUUUGUCCGGCACCGCCGGCGACGCACCCGCCAGUCGGCUAAACUGUUGCGUGAAAAAGUCGUUCUCGAGUCCUCGGAAGACCCGCACACCAGCCGCAAAAGGUGGUUCGCCUGCUUUCUGGCAACUACGGUGGCGUGGAUCACCAUCUUCCUCUGCACUUUUCACUCGUCCACUGCGAAGCCCACGUCCAUGAGUGCAGCACAGGCACGACCUCGAACUGUCUUCAGCUUUACGACGACCCCACGGGGCAUCGACGAGAUGAAGCCGACGGUGGACGCACUGGUGAAUCAGGAAGGCGACGGCUUCGACGCCGUGUACGUCAUCGUUCCACGGACGUACCGAGACAAAGUGGUGGAUAUCCCCGCCUGGUUACUAGCCGACGCGUCGACGUUGAACCGAACCGAGUUCCGUGGCAUCCCAUUCGCUAUCGGACUGAGUCCGUAUCACCACAAACUGCGGCUGAUCGUGCUGGACACGGACUUUGGACCGGCGAGUAAAGUACUGGGGACGCUGUUGGUAGAACAAGACCCCGAGACGAUCAUUGUAUACGGCGACGACGACCGGAUCUACCCGCCCCAACUGUGUGAACGGGCGCUGCACUAUACGCACAAGUAUCCGAACGACGCAAUUGCCGUACUGGGUGGUUGGAUAUCGGCUGAGGACGGACUGUACUGUGGACGCAGCCUCGCAAUCGGUGUCAAUAGCGUGUCGUUCGUAGGAGGAGCAGGUGGUGUUGCCGUGAAGCGGAAGUUUUUCGGAAUGGAGGAGGCAACUAUGCCAGCAUUCGAGGUGGCAAAUAUGUCCAAGGCGUGUUUUCUGGGUGACGAUUACUAUCUGUCGCACUUGCUGAGCCGUAACGGGGUGCGUCGCCGGCUUGUGGCUGAUAGUUGCUGGAACAUCGAGACGCUCACGGAAUCGUUCUCGCACGGUGGACUAUCGUACGCGCCGUCGGAACACCCAGGGGGAGCCAAUGUAGAGCACUACCAGCAGUGCAUCCGCGAACUUGGCAAGGACCAAGAUCUCUCUCGAGACGGUGAGUUCGGAUCGGUCUGCAUGUUCCUGUUUUCUCGCACGUGGGGAGCGCUUCGAGGGUUGAGAAAUCUCUACUUUGGUGGUGAAUUCGUGUCGUGCUGACGGAGUCAAAUGCGCGCGCGUGUACAAUUAGCAGUAGUUUUCACAGGGAUAAAGUCAAAGAAGUUAGUUUUAACAAAUAAUAUAAGCCACGACGCUGGGAUCAUACGAGGAUAACUAGAAAUUGUGACCUCGAUUUCGUGGUGCCCAAUUUCAGGUCCAACCGAAUGCCACC